CGAGCUUUUUAAAUCUCCGGCGGGCUAACAAUUUAGCAGGUUUGACAGGAUUAGCCGUCAUAAUCCUUCUCAGAUAGGGGGUAAACAUUAACCAGACCAGUGUGUUUGCCUGUCAGAAGAGGUUUUUUUACUAUAAGGAGGAACAAUGGCGACCAACAGUUCUGUGUGGUCUAAAGGACACAUAUUGUUCAAGUAUUCUCUGAAUCUUCACCCUGCUACCAGGAGGUUUUCAGAGAGCAGCGACAAAGGCUGGUUCCGUUCCUUAUUUGUGCACAAAGUGGAUGCCAGGAAAGAUGCCCACUCCAACCUGUUGUCAAAGAAAGAGACCAGCAACCUCUAUAAAAUUCAAUUUCAUAACGUCAAACCAGAGUGCCUGGAAGUGUACAACAGUUUAGAGGCUGAAGUGCAAAACAGGCUCCAUAAGGACCAGGACUACCCAUGUGAAGUGGUGGGAAGCUGGAACACUUGGUAUGGAGAGCAGGACCAAGCAGUGCAUCUAUGGCGAUACAGAGGAGGCUACCCAGCCCUGACUGAAUGCCUGAAGAAGCUGAACAACAACAAGGAAUAUUUAGAGUUUCGAAAAGAGAGGGCAAAAAUGUUGAUUUCAAGACGAAAUCAGCUCCUCCUGGAGUUCAGUUUCUGGAAUGAGCCAUUGCCACGACCAGGACCCAACAUCUAUGAAAUGCGCACCUACAACCUCAAGCCAGGAACGAUGAUCGAAUGGGGAAACCACUGGGCGAGAGCUAUCAAGCACAGACAGGAAAACAAUGAAGCAGUGGGAGGGUUCUUCUCGCAGAUUGGCGACCUGUAUGUUGUUCAUCAUUUGUGGGCAUAUGAAAGCCUCCAGUCCAGGGAGGAGACCAGGAACUCUGCCUGGAUGAAGCAGGGAUGGGAUGCAAAUGUGUAUUAUACAGUGCCUUUGAUUAGAAGCAUGGAGUCUAGAAUAAUGAUUCCCACCAAGAGUUCACCUUUACAAUAAGAAGACUGAAGCUGGGAGCUUUCCUUGACUAGAACUUACUCAAUGCUGAAGCAGCAUCUAGAUUGUUUUAUUUGCUUAAUGAUCUAUGUUAUGUGCAUGGAUGUCAUAAAACAUUUCUAAAUCAGCAUCAUUUGCAAGCAAUGAAAAGUAAGGAUGUCGUUUUUGUGUGCAUGUGUUAUAAGAAUCCAGAAACACCAGUGCAGUGUUAAUUUCGUCGACUAAAACUAUGACUAAAACUAUUCAUCAACAGCCUUUUUCCCAUGACAAAAACUAGACUAUCAAAAAUAGAUCUGUGAUGACUAAAACAGACAAAAACUAAGUUUAGUUUUCGUCAAGAUGACUAACACUAGACUAACAUGUAAUGCAGUUUUUCGUCGGACAUUCAACAUCUGUGAUAUUUCUCCACUGUGGGUAAAUCUGCGAAAAAAAACAAUGCAGCUGUAUCUAUUCUACCUCUCAGCUGAAGAAAGCAGGGACCCAAGGUUUGGCAGCGUUCAGAGAACACACAAAUGGUUGGACUGAAAGUAAAGACUAAAAAGUGAGGACUUUUUAUGGACUAAAACUAGACUAAAAUGUUUUUAGUAUUCAUCGACUAAAACUAAAAAGGAUAGAAAUGACUAAAAUGUGACUAAAACUAAAAUGCAUUUAAUCUAAAGACUAAGACUAAAAUUAAAAAUAGCUGCCAAAAUUAACACUGCACCAGUGUUUUAAAAAAGUUCAGGUCAAACGUACGUAGAUAAAGGAUAUGCAAAAAAAUAUUCUGUUAUGGCAAAAGAGAGAGGUAUGGUAUGUUUUGUUCCUUAUAUUUUACCAUGAAUCAAGGUAAUACACCAUGUAUGUGAAAUGAAAGAGUAGUCUCUACAAAGGCUUUUAUGAAUACAUUUUAUGAUAAAAUUAUGAAUUAAUCUAAAUGGAUCUCAUUGAGCUUCUAAGUUGUGACUGUGAAUGUAUGUUUGAUAAAUUAAAACUUGCUGGACUACCUCACUCAUCAAUAUAUCUGAUCAUUUCUCUAAUUAAACAAAAUAAUGUGCAAGAAGCCUACCAGGAGCAGAAAUGUCACUUCUGGUAAGAAGAGGUUUGUUUCCAAAUAAAAGUUGAUCAACCCA
Cheilinus undulatus (humphead wrasse) is the source of this 2085-nucleotide messenger RNA. It is a transcript of the gene nipsnap1, whose product is annotated as nipsnap homolog 1 (C. elegans). The coding region runs from base 146 to 979 and encodes 277 amino acids. Gene Ontology annotation, cellular component: mitochondrion. The transcript is spliced from 10 exons. NCBI's taxonomy places the organism in Eukaryota, Metazoa, Chordata, Actinopteri, Labriformes, Labridae. The record is from RefSeq and is a predicted model, not a curated record.